Molecule: messenger RNA, 438 nt
Organism: Trichomonas vaginalis G3
Lineage: Eukaryota; Parabasalia; Trichomonadida; Trichomonadidae
Product: organellar and viral DNA polymerase type B
Exons: 1
Coding region: 1-438 (145 amino acids)
Source: RefSeq, a predicted model, not a curated record
AUGUAUCGGAAGUUGUCUAAGUUAGAACACUCGGAAAUAAAACAACUUCUUACAGAAGCUAAUAUAGAUGUUGCAAAGCAUUACGCAACAAACAAAAAAGCACUCGCUGACAUCCUCAAUGACUAUAAUGGUGCAAUAAGUUAUGAUAGAAUUCAUGAGUUCAUAAAGCCGCAACGCGGCGAGGACGAAGUCCAUGCAAGAGCAUUUCCUUUAAAUGACGUUGCUAUUGACUUAUAUCAUAGACGUUCAGUACCUCAUGAAGUAAGAAGAGAAAUGUUUGACAUAACAAAUGCAAACGUUGGUGAAACAAGAAGAAGAGACGACACACUGAAACAACAGAGAAGAGAGAUGUUUAAGAGCGCUAUAGAACAAGUUCGCAAAGCUAACGAUGUCAUUCGUUCCAUUGACGACAAACCAAAAGAAGUGAGAGAUGGUUAA